Spodoptera frugiperda (fall armyworm) is the source of this 945-nucleotide messenger RNA. RefSeq lists its product as uncharacterized. The coding region runs from base 101 to 523 and encodes 140 amino acids. The transcript has 3 exons. NCBI's taxonomy places the organism in Eukaryota, Metazoa, Arthropoda, Insecta, Lepidoptera, Noctuidae. The record is from RefSeq and is a predicted model, not a curated record.
CAGUCGUCAUGCGCUCAUAGUACGUUUGAUCGCGAACGAAAACGUCCUUAAUUAGAUACAAGUAUAUAAUUUAGUCCUAGAAUAAAUUAUAGUUAAUAAAAUGUCAGCUUUAAAUACUUUUACAUUACACAUGACAUUUUUCUUAAUAAGUGAGUGUUAUUUUACCACGGCUAUGUCUACAACUGCAGUAACUGAAGCCAGUGAAACUAAGACAAGGGGCUCCAGUUUUUACAACAACAUUAUGAACGCAUUAUUGCCAAGUGCCAAAGUAAAGUCUGCUGGCAAUAUAGAUAAAAGUCGACAUAAAAGAGAAGGUCUGCACGGAAUUUCACCAUCAACAGUGAUACGCUUUUUUCUAAAAUUAUGUAUAUAUCUCUUCGGACAAUUCGAAGACAUUGAUCCACACCCAAUGUCUAAACUAAAUGCUGAACCCGAUUUAAUUAAUAUGGAGGAGAGUUACUUUCCAUACAUGUACGAAAAAGAUGCGGACAUGAAUAGAAAUCAAAUAUAUCAUGGAAAGUAAACAACUGCAGCUAUUAUUGAUUUAACAACAAAAAUAAAAGAAAAUAUCGAUAAAAAGCACUAUGUACUGGGUGUCUUCAUUGAUUUGAAAAACACUUUUGAUACCGUAAGUCACAAACUAUUAUUCGAAAAACUAGAAUAUAAUAGGCAUCAGGGGAUGUGUAUUAAAAAAGUUAAAAUCGUAUCUAAACUUAGAUCUUGAUAGUAAAAAUAGACAGUUUUGAGAGUAGUACACUGUCAAUCAUAUACGGAGUUCCGCAGGGGUACAUAUUGGGUCCGCUACUGUUCUUGAUAUAAAUGGCAUCGCAGAACUAAAUCUACAUGGUCACAUAAUCUUAUAUGCGGAUGAUACGUGUUUAUUUUAUUUCGGAGCCAAUUUUCCCGACAUUAUUUCAAAAGCCCAAGAGGACCUCAAGGUUCUCU